Molecule: messenger RNA, 1089 nt
Organism: Fomitopsis serialis
Lineage: Eukaryota; Fungi; Basidiomycota; Agaricomycetes; Polyporales; Fomitopsidaceae
Product: P-loop containing nucleoside triphosphate hydrolase protein
Exons: 3
Coding region: 108-1001 (297 amino acids)
Molecular function (GO): GTP binding
Source: RefSeq, a predicted model, not a curated record
CGUCAACGAUAUCGUAUGGUUAGCGAAAGGCUCACCGUCCUCGAUUAUUAUGUAAGAGCAUUCUUCGCACAACUCACCGAUAUAUCAACUGAGUUCAUCGUAGUGUCAUGGGCCCAACGGGAACGGGCAAAUCCACGUUCCUCAACCUGGCCAGUGGCUCCAAAUUCGGAGUAGGAACGAGCCUCCAGUCCGAGACAGCUGUCAUACAGCCAACCGAGCCUUUCAAAGUCGGAUCACAGCGUGUCGUCCUGGUCGAUACACCGGGGUUCGACGACACGUUGAAGUCUGACAGAGAAAUACUCAGUAUGAUCGCCGAAUACUUGGCUGACCUGCAUUCUAAGAAUAUAAAGAUCAAGGGCGUUAUGUACCUGCAUCGCAUCACCGACAACAGGAUGGGCGGCACUGCAUUGAGGAACUUCAGGAUGUUUGAGGCCCUCUGCGGGAAAGACUCGAUGCCGAACGCCGUCAUCGUCCUAAACAUGUGGAAUCAAGUUGGGAAAGACAUUCGCGAAGCACGCGAGAAGGAGCUGCGCGAAAGUGACGACUUCUUCAAGCAGGCUGUAGACGCGGGUGCCUCCGUCAUGCCCCACGACGGCCAACGAUCAUCCGCGGACGCCAUACUGGCGUAUCUCCUGAAGCAGAAGCCUGUGUCUCUUCAGAUACAAAAUGAGACGAUGAACGAGGACAAGAAGAUAUCACAAACGGCCGCUGGCAUGAUCCUUUUGGGGGAGCUUGCGAAGAGGGAAGUCAAACAAAGCGAGGAGCUGCAGCGCCUACGCAGACAGCUCGACGAGUUGUUGGAAGAGGGGGAGAGGAAAGACUUAAAGGAGGCGCAGAUGGACCUGGAAAGAGCCAGAGAGAAGCUGCAGGAUGAGAAGGGAAGGCUACAGGACGCGGGCGCCCUUGUCAGACGGAAUCCUGACUCGGACGGGGCCCAAUCCUUCGGACAGAAGUGGUGGGAUCGGGCACGAAGAGCGGCACGUAGAAGACAAACGGCAUGACCCGUACGGUCGCGAUGCAAACCAUUGGGCACUGCAGCGCAGGCCCGGGGGAUCGAAGCGGCGGGGAUGCGUACUUGCCGUGUUGACG